Molecule: messenger RNA, 1703 nt
Organism: Nymphalis io (European peacock)
Lineage: Eukaryota; Metazoa; Arthropoda; Insecta; Lepidoptera; Nymphalidae
Gene: Ppox
Product: protoporphyrinogen oxidase
Exons: 1
Coding region: 126-1547 (473 amino acids)
Biological process (GO): heme biosynthetic process
Cellular component (GO): mitochondrial inner membrane
Molecular function (GO): protoporphyrinogen oxidase activity, oxygen as acceptor
Source: RefSeq, a predicted model, not a curated record
UUAAUUUUUAAACUUCAACAAAGUUCAAACAUACGCGUACAAAUACUAUAAAAUGUUAUUAUACUUAGAAUAAAUAUUUAUUGUUAAUAAAAAAUAAUUUAAUUUAAAAAAACUAAAAUUAAGACAUGGCGGCCAUACUCGGAGGCGGACUCGGUGGUUUAUCUACAGCUUAUUAUUUGCUUAAAAAUAAUAUAACGAAUAACAGUAACUUAAAAUUAUUUCUCGUCGAGGCGACUGACUAUUGUGGCGGAUGGAUAAAGUCGAUCAAAACAAGGGACUAUAUAUUCGAGCAAGGCCCAAGGACGAUUAGACCUAGAGGAAUAACUGGUCUUAACACUUUAAACAUGCUGCAAGAUUUAGGCCUAAGCGAGCAUAUCUCCUUUAUAAAGCCCGAUCAUCCUGCUGCAAGAAAUAGAAUGAUAUACGUUAACAAUACUCUUUACUCGUUACCUUCUAGUUUAAAAGGUGUGUUUCAAAAAAAUGAACCAUUUUCGAAGCCUCUUAUUUAUGCAGCACUUAAUGACUUAAAGCAGCCCCAUAAAGAGCUAAAAGAUGAUUCUAUUUAUAAUUUUGUUGAAAGGAGGUUUGGUAAAGAGAUAGCUGAUUAUGCAAUCUCCCCUAUGAUUUGUGGUAUUUGUGCGGGAGAUGCUAAGGAAAUAUCUGUUAAAUUUCUUAUGAAAACAUUAUUUGAAUACGAACAAAGUUAUGGAGGAGUUGUAAAAGGUGUCAUGAGAUCUAUGUUUAAACCAAAAAAUGAGGAGACAUUAGUAUUAGGUGAAUUGGCUAAGAGAGCGCAGGAAGAGAAAUGGAAUAUUUAUACAAUUAAAGGUGGCCUUGAUACCUUUCCUUUUGUGAUGAAGCAGUACCUGAAAGAUAACGGUGUUGAUAUACAUUUAAAUACCAAAGUAGAAGAAAUAGAAUUUAUUGAUUCUAGUAUGGUUCAACUUAAAAAAAGUAACGGUCAAACUAUGACCGCAAGUCAUGUGUAUUCUUCAGUGCCAUCACAUAUUUUAGCUAAGUUAAUUGUAAAACAACAUCCUCAACUUUCACAACUGUUGAGCGAGAUACCAUUUGUGACUGUUGGUAUUGUUAAUUUAUAUUUUGCAACAGAAAAAACUUUGAUUGAACCUGCUUUUGGUUUUCUCGUGCCUCCAAUAGAAAAUUCGCCAAUAUUGGGUGUCGUUUUUGAUUCAUGUUGUAUACCUGACCAAAAUGGCACCGUAUUGACUGUUAUGUUAGGUGGUAGAUGGUUUAAUGAAAAAUUUGGCUCUGAUGUAAGCAAAGAAAGAUUGCUUGAAAUAGCUAUGAAAGAAAUAAAAUCAAUUCUAAAAAUAGAGGACAAAGCCACAGCUUACAAUGUAGGUAUUUUAGAUAAAUGUAUCCCACAGUAUAUAAUUGGACAUUAUGACAGAGUAGAUAGGAUUAGAGAGUACAUACAGAAUAAGAAUUUGCCCAUAUCUUUGGUUGGGAGUAGCUACGACGGAGUUGGUAUUAAUGAUGUAAUUUAUUCAGCCAAAACUCAAGUCGAAAAAGAUGUUACUAAAUAAUGUUGUCGUGUUAUGGGUAAAAUGUGUCAUUAAGGUUUACGGGUUGAAGUAAUAUUCUUAAAUUUCAUAACAGGUCUUCCAGAUUUAAUUUAUUAUAAUAUUUGUGAUAAAAUAGUACACUAUUUAUGUUCAGUUAUGAAUAAAUUGGUUUUUCUA